Messenger RNA from Triplophysa rosa, 5088 nucleotides. RefSeq lists its product as uncharacterized. The transcript is spliced from 12 exons. NCBI's taxonomy places the organism in Eukaryota, Metazoa, Chordata, Actinopteri, Cypriniformes, Nemacheilidae. The record is from RefSeq and is a predicted model, not a curated record. Gene Ontology annotation, cellular component: membrane. Gene Ontology annotation, biological process: G protein-coupled receptor signaling pathway. Gene Ontology annotation, molecular function: G protein-coupled receptor activity.
CUGUGUGGGGUUUAUCCUGUCACCUGCAUCCUGCAAGGUGAUCCCCAUCCUCCUGCUCUCUUCAAGGAUGGAGAUUUUAUUAUUGGAGGGGUUUUCUCCAUUCACGACUAUCUGAAGGCAGAGAAACACACUUAUACUAGACGGCCACAGCCACUAGAAUGCACUGGGAGUGUGGGAUUCAGAGAGAUGCGCUUUGUUCGUGCCUUUGAGUUUGCCAUUGAAGAGAUCAACAACAGCUCUGAUCUCUUACCGGGCAUCACUUUAGGAUACCAUAUCUAUGAUUCUUGUGCAUCUGUGCCAAUGGCAAUAAAAGUAGCGUUUCAGCUCACAAAUGGAUUUGAUCUUGUAUAUAAUUACACUGGUUCAUGCGCAAAAUCUGCUGCUGUUACUGCUGUAGUUGCAGAAUCUGGUUCCACUCCAUCUAUAAGCAUAUCAAGACUUCUCAGUCCAUUUGGAAUUCCACAGGUGAGUCAUUACGCAACCUGCGCGUGUCUCAGUGAUAAGCGUCAGUAUCCUACUUUCUUCAGGACCAUCCCCAGCGACCACCAUCAAGCGGCCGCAUUGGCACGAAUGGUCAAGCACUUCGGAUGGACGUGGAUCGGGGCGGUGCGCAGUGAUUCAGACUAUGGGAACAAUGGCAUGGCAUCAUUUCUGAAAGCUGCGGAGGAGGAGGGAAUCUGUGUGGAGUAUUCAGAGGCCUACUACAGGACCCAGCCGCGCACUAAACUCAAAAGAGUCGCAGAUGUCAUUCGCAGGUCAACGGCUCGUGUAAUCGUUGCUUUUCUUGCCUCAGGUGACAUGAGAAUCUUAUUAGAAGAACUUAGCCAGGAGCCCCCUCCUCCGUUACAGUGGAUUGGCAGUGAGGCUUGGGUUACAGACCCAGAAAUGUUGCGCUUUAAUUUGUGCAUCGGUGCUGUUGGCUUUGGGAUCCAACGCUCUGUUAUUCCGGGUUUUCGUAAUUAUUUGCUUCACCUCUCUAUGGAGCAGGUGCUGAAAUUUCCCCUAUUAACAGAAUUAUGGGAAAACUUAUUUGAUUGUAUUUUAAAACAGCAAACGGGUUCUUCAUCUGGUUUGCCAGCAUGUGAUGGUACUCAGGACCUGCGCACAAUACAGAACCCAUAUACAGAUACAUCCCAGUUGAGAAUCACUAACAUGGUGUACAAAGCCACAUAUGCUAUAGCUCAUGCCAUCCACGGCAUUGUAUGUAACGACAAUAAAUGUGACAAAUACAUCAAAGUUGAGCCCCUGCAGGUUUUUGAACAGCUCAGGAGAGUGAAUUUCACUAAAAAUAAUUAUCCUGUUUCAUUUGAUAUUAACGGGGACCCAGUAGCCACCUAUGAACUUGUGAACUGGCAGCGUCAGAAAGAUGGUUCAAUUGACUUUGUCACAGUGGGUCACUAUGAUGCUGCACAGCCUAAAGGCCAAGAAUUCAGUUUGAGCAGAGCUAUAAUUUGGAAUGAUGGAAGUGAAAAGGUGCCUACGUCUGUGUGCAGUGAGAGUUGUCCUCCAGGCACUAGGAAGGCUGGACAGAAAGGAAGACCUGUCUGCUGUUAUGACUGUAUUCCAUGUGCAGAUGGAGAAAUCAGUAAUGAAACAAAUUCUGUGGAUUGUCUUCCAUGUUCACCUGAGUACUGGCCCAAUAAAGAGAAAGAUAAGUGCCUUCCAAAACCAGUGGAGUUUCUGUCAUGGGAUGAAAUACUUGGAAUCAUACUCGUCAUUGUCUCUAUUGCCGGCUCUUUGGUGGCUUUGAGCAUGGCUUUAGUGUUUUACAGAAACAGAGCUUCUCCCAUAGUAAAAGCCAACAACUCAGAGCUGAGCUUCCUGCUGCUCUUCUCAUUGACUCUGUGUUUUCUCUGUUCACUUACUUUCAUUGGUCGCCCCACUGAGUGGUCCUGUAUGUUACGUCACACAGCGUUUGGGAUCACUUUUGUCCUCUGUAUCUCUUGUGUUCUGGGGAAAACAUUAGUUGUGUUAAUGGCCUUCAAGGCCACACUUCCAGGAAGUAAUGUCAUGAAAUGGUUUGGGCCUCCACAACAACGACUUAGUGUUCUUGGUUUUACACUUGUACAGGUUCUUAUCUGUGUGCUUUGGUUAACAAUAUCCCCACCUUUCCCUUUCAACAAUAUGCAACACUACAAAGAAAAAAUCAUUCUAGAGUGCAAUUUAGGAUCAGCUGUAGGUUUCUGGGCUGUGUUGGGUUAUAUUGGUCUACUGGCUCUCUUGUGCUUCAUUCUGGCUUUUCUCGCCAGAAAGCUGCCUGAUAACUUCAAUGAGGCUAAAUUCAUCACAUUCAGUAUGCUCAUAUUCUGUGCUGUGUGGAUCACAUUUAUUCCGGCUUAUGUCAGUUCUCCGGGAAAAUUUACUGUAGCUGUGGAGAUAUUUGCCAUUUUAGCUUCAAGCUUUGGUCUGAUUAUCUGUAUUUUUGCUCCAAAGUGUUUCAUUAUUGUGUUUAGGCCAGAGCAGAAUACCAAAAAACAUUUAAUGGCAAAAGUACAGUAAUGCUUGCUGGCCGGAGAAAUGCAAGUUAAUCUCAUAUUAACAGUGACAAUACUGUACAUUACCAGGCUUUGUCCGGCUCUGUGUGGGGUUUAUUCAGUCACUUGCGCCCUGCAAGGUGAUCCCUGGCUGCCUGGUCUCUUCAAGGACGGAGAUUUUAUUAUCGGAGGGGCUUUCACCAUUCAUUAUUAUCUGAAGGCAGAGAAUCGCACCUACACUAGACGGCCACAGCCACUAGAGUGCAGUGGCAGCAUGGACACCAGAGAGCUGCGCUUUGGACGCGCUGUACAGUUUGCCGUUGAAGAGAUAAACAACAGCUCUAAUAUAUUACCGGGAAUCACUUUAGGAUACCAAGUCUAUGAUUCUUGUGGAUCUGUGCCGAUGUCAAUAAAAAUAGCAUUACAGCUCGCCAAUGGAUUUGACCUCGUUUAUAAUGACACCGAGUCAUGCGCAAAAUCUGCUGCUGUUACGGCGCUAGUAGGAGAAACAGGCUCCACUCCGUCUAUAAGCAUGUCAAGAAUUUUCGGUCGGUUUGGAUACCCACAGGUGAGUCAUUUCGCAACCUGCGCGUGUCUCAGUGAUAAGCGUCAGUAUCCUACUUUCUUCAGGACCAUCCCCAGCGACCACCAUCAAGCGGCCGCAUUGGCACGGGUGGUCAAGCACUUCGGAUGGACGUGGAUCGGGGCGGUGCGCAGUGAUUCAGACUAUGGGAACUAUGGCAUGGCAUCAUUUCUGAAAGCUGCGGAGGAGGAGGGAAUCUGUGUGGAGUAUUCAGAGGCCUACUACAGGACCCAGCCGCGCACUAAACUCAAAAGAGUCGCAGAUGUCAUUCGCAGGUCAACGGCUCGUGUAAUCGUUGCUUUCCUUGCGUCAGGAGACAUUAAUUUCCUUUUAGAAGAACUGAGCCUGGAGCCCCCACCUCCACUUCAGUGGAUUGGCAGUGAGACUUGGGUCAUAGACCCAGGAAUGUUGCGCUUUAAUUUGUGCAUCGGUGCUGUGGGCUUUGGAAUUCAGCGCUCUGUUAUUCCUGGGUUUCGUAAUUUUUUACUUGACCUCUUACCAGAAGAGGUACUGAAAUCUCCCCUGUUGACAGAAUUUUGGGAAAGCUCAUUUAGUUGUAGUUUAAAACAGCAAACAGAUUCUUCCUCUGGUUUGCCAGCAUGUGAUGGUACUCAAGACCUGCGUGCAUUAGAGAACCCGUAUACAGAUACAUCCCAGUUAAGAAUUACUAACUUGGUGUAUCAAGCCACAUAUGCUAUAGCUCAUGCCAUCCAUGCCAUUGUCUGUAACGGCACGCAGUGUGACAAAAACUUCAAAAUUGACCCCAGGCAGGUUUCUGAACAGCUCAAGAAAGUGAAUUUCACAAAAAAUAAUUAUCCUGUUUCAUUUGAUAUUAACGGGGACCCAGUAGCCACCUAUGAACUUGUGAACUGGCAGCGUCAGAAAGAUGGUUCAAUUGACUUUGUCACAGUGGGUCACUAUGAUGCUGCACAGCCUAAAGGCCAAGAAUUCAGUUUGAGCAGAGCUAUAAUUUGGAAUGAUGGAAGUGAAAAGGUGCCUGCGUCUGUGUGCAGUGAGAGUUGUCCUCCAGGCACUAGGAAGGCUGGACAGAAAGGAAGACCUGUCUGCUGUUAUGACUGUAUUCCAUGUGCAGAUGGAGAAAUCAGUAAUGAAACAAAUUCUGUGGAUUGUCUUCCAUGUUCACCUGAGUACUGGCCCAAUAAAGAGAAAGAUAAGUGCCUUCCAAAACCAGUGGAGUUUCUGUCAUGGGAUGAAAUACUUGGAAUCAUACUCGUCAUUGUCUCUAUUGCCGGCUCUUUGGUGGCUUUGAGCAUGGCUUUAGUGUUUUACAGAAACAGAGCUUCUCCCAUAGUAAAAGCCAACAACUCAGAGCUGAGCUUCCUGCUGCUCUUCUCAUUGACUCUGUGUUUUCUCUGUUCACUUACUUUCAUUGGUCGCCCCACUGAGUGGUCCUGUAUGUUACGUCACACAGCGUUUGGGAUCACUUUUGUCCUCUGUAUCUCUUGUGUUCUGGGGAAAACAUUAGUUGUGUUAAUGGCCUUCAAGGCCACACUUCCAGGAAGUAAUGUCAUGAAAUGGUUUGGGCCUCCACAACAAAGACUUAGUGUUCUUGGUUUUACACUUGUACAGGUUCUUAUCUGUGUGCUUUGGUUAACAAUAUCCCCACCUUUCCCUUUCAACAAUAUGCAACACUACAAAGAAAAAAUCAUUCUAGAGUGCAAUUUAGGAUCAGCUGUAGGUUUCUGGGCUGUGUUGGGUUAUAUUGGUCUACUGGCUCUCUUGUGCUUCAUUCUGGCUUUUCUCGCCAGAAAGCUGCCUGAUAACUUCAAUGAGGCUAAAUUCAUCACAUUCAGUAUGCUCAUAUUCUGUGCUGUGUGGAUCACAUUUAUUCCGGCUUAUGUCAGUUCUCCGGGAAAAUUUACUGUAGCUGUGGAGAUAUUUGCCAUUUUAGCUUCAAGCUUUGGUCUGAUUAUCUGUAUUUUUGCUCCAAAGUGUUUCAUUAUUGUGUUUAGGCCAGAGCAGAAUACCAAAAAACAUUUAAUGGGAAAAGUACAGUAAAAAUCCCCCUGA